AUGGUCGAACCAGAAGUACAAAUAACCCUUAGUUCAGAAAAUACUGACCCAGAGCAGCAAGUCGCAAUUAAGAGUAAACGCCGACAACUUAGAGCUCGAAUCACUCGUUCUAUAAAACGUAUUAGGGAAUUUAUUGAACAAAACAAUCACAAUAAAACACGAUUUGAUAAAGAGAUGGCAGAAUUGAGGCGCGAUUUUGAAAGCGCACGCGAGUUCCACACGCAAUUAUAUGAUUUUGCAGACGAAUCCCAAUUACCAACGAUGGACAAGUGGGAAAACGAUCUAACGAACGAUGUUUAUUCGAUCGAAGAAGAAACUGAACUUUAUUUAAGUACGAUUUCGUUGCCCGAGGCAUCACAAACCUCGCAAAUCCAAAGUACCUCGCAAAAUAUGCAAAGUAUGCAGACUCCCACUGAGCCUGAGAUUGAACCUGAGACUAUACCUGUGUCAAGUAUUGAAAAUAAUCCAGCAAACGAAAUAUCUGAAGCCCCACAAGUCUCUCCCAUUUCAGUAGAAUCUGGUCAAAAUACAAUAAAUACGAAUUUAUCCUCCCCAACAACACCUUGCCCCUUUGACGCAUGGAUAGACGAUUUGGUAGAGUUUAAAGAAACUGUUUUGCCCAAAUCAUCUCAAAGUGUUUCUGUAGCUGACGCACUUUAUAAAUUAGAAGCGAGUAAAGAUAUACCGACCAUUAAACUGCCCAAAUUCAGUGGAAAUGCGCUCUUCUAUGCCGAUUUUAUUGGUCGAUUCAAAAUUCAUAUUCAUGACAAACCGCACUUGACAGAUGACAUGCGAAUGAUUCAAUUAAAAAUGCACGUUACCGGAGAUGCCGAACGCGCGAUUUCGGGACUUGGGUCCAAGGGUGUUAUGUAUGCGACAGCAUUAAAGAUUUUAAAGGAACAAUUUGGACAGCCAAGUACUAUAGCUCGUUCUUUGGUAAAUCAACUUACCAAGGGAGACAAGAUUCAACGUAACGAUAGACGCGCGCUUCGAGAACUUUCGAUAGACUUAGUUAAUUGCGUAGCAACCAUGCAUCAAGUCAAGUACUUCGCUGACGUCAACGCCAGUGACAACCUCCGAAAGAUAGUAAUGAGAUUACCAGAUUAUCUCAUUCAAAAAUGGAAAAGCGUAGUAAUAGAUAUUAGAGAGAAACAAAGAUCCCCUACGAUUGAAGAUAUUAGUACCUUUUUGCGAAAACAAGUAAAGGCGGAAUUUGAUCCCGACUUUGGAGAUAUGUCUCUAAAACCUCCCAAGUACGACCCGCGAAAGGGCGAAGCAAGAGAACGACACGGAAUUAACGCAGCACAAAGGAACGAGCAUUCGAAAGCCUUGAAAUGUUAUGUGUGUAAUGAAGACCACAAAGUGAUAGAAUGUCCUACCUUGGCUGAUUCUACCGUCCCAGAACGUUUCAACCUAGUGAGAGAGGCAAGAUUAUGCUUUUCUUGCCUGAAUAAAGGUCACGUGACGAGAGACUGUAGAUCGAAGAAAAAAUGCGAGAAAAAUGGAUGCACAAGACUUCAUCAUCAACUGUUACACGGAGAGCCUGGAACAAUGAGCGGUAUAUCAUCAGUGCUGGACAAGGGAAGCAUUCUACCAGUUGUUAGAGUUUGUUUCAGAGCACCAAACGGUCGAACACGCGAAGGAAAUGUCCUCAUCGACAGCGGCGCAGGUACCACAGUAAUUCGAAAGGAUUUUGCCCGAUCACUUGGUCUGCAAGGCAAACGAGAAAAAAUUGACCUAGCCCUUGUUGGAGGAGAAAGAGUUGAACAACCCCAAAGCAGAAGAGUGACCUUCUCAAUCUCAGCACUCAACGGAGCAGAAAAGCAGAGAAUAGAAGCCCACGAAAUCGAGAAACCGUUUUAA
Messenger RNA from Paramuricea clavata, 1863 nucleotides. NCBI's taxonomy places the organism in Eukaryota, Metazoa, Cnidaria, Anthozoa, Malacalcyonacea, Plexauridae. The record is from the annotation of a GenBank genome assembly.